GUCAGAUUCUACCACCAAUACAAUUUACCUAGAUAAAAAUGUCAUACCGAAUUAAGACCCCAUAAUAAUGUGAAACUAAACCGUUUUCCAGAAAAUGGCAACACAAAAGCCUGGAGAAUGGGCUAAUACUUUGAUUGUUAGGUUUGAGGAACAGUUACCCUGUCGAAUUGGUCCUCAAACAACUCAUUCUAGCAUUAAUGAAGAACAAAACAAAAAUUGUAUCAUACAAAUAUCUAAAUAUCGUUUUGCACUAGUACUGGAUGGAUUUGUUAAAGUCCUCAAAAGGAUACAUGAAUUGUAUCAGACUGGCAUAGGUGGUGGUACAUCUAGGCAACAUGGUCCAGAAUUAGAAAAAAAUUACUAUGAUAGUUUGAUAAUUGUAUUAGAAACAUUAGAAAAAUGUUUCAGUAUCCAACCAAAAGACUCAAUAACUUUAACUAUGGAAGAAAAUAAUAAUUUGAAAUGCUUAUUAAAAGAAAUAUGUGCUUUUUUAGUGGGCAAAGACAUGCCCAGUGAUAACCCAAAUGUCCAUGCAAUAAAACAAUUGGCGAGCAAAGUAUUAUUUGCUUUGAGCGUAAAUUUUUUUAAUGCUGUUUUUAACCGAAUUUCAUCAAAACUUCAAGAACUAGCCUCCUGCCCUGACGAAAACCCAGAUUAUAGUGAUAUAGAAUUAAUACAAUAUAUAAAUGUAGAUGUUGGGAGAUUAACACGGUUGUUACUGGAGGCUAUAUCAAAGUUUCGUUUAUUAAAAAAGUCUGCUCAUCUUGUCUUGGUUAUUUCAUUGGAAAAAGCUAUAUGGAACUGGAUGGAUACAUAUCCAUAUGAAUUUGCUGAGGUACAAAAGAAUCCCUGUGAAGAUAUGACCAAAUGUGCUGAACAGCUUUUUGAUAUUCUGGAUAUGAUUGGUGAUAACAAAAAAGGAAGAUCAUCAGUAUGGUCAUUACAAAUGAUGUUACUGAUACUUGCUCCAAAAGUUUUAGAAGAAAUAAUUAAUGCUGAUAGUGGAGCUCCAUGUUCACCUCGGCAUAGCAAAAAGAAAGUCUUCAUUGACAAUAUCAAAAGAUGUCUUGGAGCUCAUGGUAAUAGCAAACAGUUUACAGAGGCUGCAGCUGUGACAUGUGUGAAACUUUGUAAAGCUUCCACUUAUAUUAGAAUUCUGGAUUCUAAUAAUGUCACUUUUGUUCUAGUUCAAAGUAUAUUGAGUGAUUUAAAGAGCCUGUUAUUCAAUCCUCAAAAACCAUUUUCACGUGGACAAAAUUAUUUAUAUCAAGACAUGGAUUUAAUGAUAGACUGUUUCGUAUCAAUAUUCAGAAUAAAACCACAUAAUAACGACACAAUAAAAGUGUGUCUAAGCUUAACUUCACCACCAACUUUUCAUUUUGUCUUAGUACGAUCACUCUAUAAAAUUGUUACUCAACCGAGAUUGCACUGGUGGCCUCAAAUAGAUUUAGUUUAUAAUAAAGCAUCUGAAUUAAGGGCGAUGUUUACAGAUACCCUUAAUAAAGUUUCUCAAGGUUGUAUAUCUCAUACACCAUUAAGAAUGAUACAAAUUACUUUAAAAGGAAAAGACUGUCAGGGAAAAUCCAAAGACAGAGCAGAAGAAGUUCAUUUACUCCUCUACAUGGUUAGAUUGGUUCAUGCAGAUCCAAUGUUAAUGUUAAAUAAUCAAGGUAAAGCUGGUCACGAAAUUCAAAGCUCUACAUUAGAACUAAUAAAUGGCUUAGUUUCCCUUGUUCACCAAACUACAAUGCCCGAGGUAGCUCAAGAAGCAAUGGAAGCAUUGCUAGUUCUCCACCGUCCAGAAAAAAUCGAAGUUUGGAAUCCUGAAGCACCAAUAAACACAUUUUGGGAUGUGAGUUCACAAGUGAUGUUUUCCAUUUCACAAAAAUUAAUUCAGCAUCAAAUUAUGAAUUAUACUGAUAUUCUUAAAUGGCUAAGGGAGAUUCUAAUAUGCAGGAAUGCCUUCUUAGCUAAACAUAAGGAUUAUGCUAAUUUAGGAAGCUCUAUAGCUAUCUGUAAACAAGCACAUAUAAAACUAGAGGUUGUGUUUUUUAUGUAUCUGUGGAGUAUUGAUAUAGAUGCAGUUUUGGUUGCUAUGAGCUGUUUUGCUCUUCUAUGUCAAGAAGCUGAAAUAAGAUGUGGCUCAGAUGAAGUUACUGUUACAUGUUUAGUUCCAAAUUAUCAUGUAUAUCAAGAGCUAGCACAGGCAUCAACAGUACUUACGACAGCUUCUGGAGAAAAUAGGGUGUAUUUCCCAGAUCACUUAACUGGAAGGGCAGCGCUUCAGAAACGAAUUAUGUCAUUAUUGAGAAAAAUUGAACAUUGUGUAAAUGGUGUCCAGCCAGCUUGGGACGAAACUUUUAUGAAUUGGAAUGGAAUGUGUAAAAAUUUGUCAUCCUAUCCCAAACCUAGAGCAGAAGAUUGCCCGAUGGAAUCUUUUCAUAGAUCCGUUGGAAAACGAAGAGCGUCACAUCAAAAUUCUGAACAUGAGUUAGAGGAUCAAAUAAAUGAAUGGGCGAAUAUGACAGGAUUCUUGUGUGCUCUUGGUGGAGUUUGUUUGCAAAGAAAGUCACCGUCUAGGACUCCUUUGUCAACUAGCUCAUAUUCUAGUCUAUCUUCGAUGACAAUAAGUUCAAUUGGAAGUAGUAAUCUUGGGUCUGAAGCAUGUCUUGGCAAUAGGAAAUCCAGUACACUCCAAAGUCAACAAAUACAAGAUCAAAGGCAGUAUUGUCCAGUAACUUCAUUUGUGGAUUUACUAUUACGGUUACUUGUUUGUGGAAAUGAGAAAUUUGGAGCCCAGAUACAAAAACAUGUGAAGGAAUUAAUAGGUCACGAAAUGUCUUCAGCAUUGUAUCCUAUAUUAUUUGAACAAAUAAAAUCAAUUGUAGAUAAAUUUUUCGACCAACUAGGACAAGUAGUUGUUAAUGAGGUUAACACACAAUUUAUCGAACAUAUAAUAUUUAUUAUGAAGAACAUUCUAGACAGUACUAAAAAUGAUCAACCAUCCGAACAUUUAGGUAUAACUAGUAUAGAAAGCAUGAUGCUGGCUGUAGUUAGAUAUGUAAGACAUUUAGAUAUGACUGUCCAUGCAAUCCAUAUGAAAACCAAGUUGUGUCAAUUGGUUGAAACUAUGAUGAGUAGAAGAGAUGAUUUGGCAUUUCGCCAAGAAAUGAAAUUCAGAAAUAAGUUAGUUGAGUACUUAUCUGAUUGGAUUUUGGGUAAUUCUCACCAAAUUGCACCUCCAGGAUCUGCUGAUGUUACAAUCAUCACUAGAGAAUUAGAUCAAGCCUGUAUGGAAGCUGUAGCAGCGCUGCUUCGAGGUCUCCCUCUACAACCAGAAGAAUCUGAUAGAGGAGAUUUAAUGGAGGCAAAAAGUCAGUUGUUUCUGAAAUAUUUCACAUUGUUUAUUAACUUAUUGAGUGAUUGUACGGAAACUCCAGAAGGUGAAAAAGAUAAGGCAAAACCCAAAGUUUACAGCGGAAAGCACGAUAUAUUAAGAAAUGCCACUAUUCAAGCUAUGUCCAACUUACUCUCAGCAAAUAUUGAUAGUGGACUUAUGCAUUCCAUAGAUCUUGGAUAUAAUAAAGAUCUACAAACAAGGGCAGCUUUUAUGGAGGUUUUAACUAAAAUAUUGCAGCAAGGAACCGAGUUUGAGAAUUUAGCAGAAACUGUUUUAGCAGAUCGCUUUGAACAAUUAGUGUUACUUGUUACUAUGAUCAGUGACAAAGGAGAGUUACCGAUAGCGGUUGCUCUUGCUAAUGUUGUUACUACUUCACAAAUGGAUGAGCUUGCCAGAGUUUUUGUAACAUUAUUUGAUGCCAAGCAUUUAUUAGCUCCAUUAUUAUGGAAUAUGUUUUACAGGGAAGUUGAAGUAUCUGAUUGUAUGCAAACAUUGUUCAGAGGAAAUAGUCUUGGAAGUAAAAUAAUGGCAUUUUGUUUCAAAAUAUAUGGAGCUAGUUAUUUACAAACCCUUUUGGAACCCUUUAUUGCCCCAUUAUUGGAUGAUCCUUAUUGCAGUUUUGAAGUUGAUCCAGCUAGACUAGAACCAAAUGAAGAUAUAGAAGAAAACAGACAAAGUUUGAUAGCUCUAACACAGAGGGUGUUUAAUGCUAUUGUUAAUUCAAUCGAUAAGUUUCCUCCACAAUUAAGAUCGAUGUGCCAUUGUUUAUAUCAAGUAUUAAGUAAACGAUUCCCCCAAGCGCCCCAAAAUAAUAUAGGAGCAGUUGGAACAGUGAUAUUUUUACGUUUUAUUAAUCCUGCCAUAGUUUCCCCUCAAGAAAUGGGCAUUGUUAGUAAACCAGUGCCAAAUACUGUCAAGAGGGGACUUAUGUUGAUGUCUAAAAUUUUACAAAAUAUUGCAAAUCAUGUUGAAUUUAGCAAAGAACAACACAUGCUUCCUUUCAACGAUUUUCUAAGGGCGCAUUUUGAAAUUGGGCGAAGAUUCUUUGUUCAAAUUGCACUUGACUGUGAAACUGUUGAUCAAACCUCACAUUCCAAGUCAUUUAUUUCUGACGCCAACGUUUUAGCUUUACAUAGAUUAUUAUGGAACCACCAAGAAAAAAUUGGGGAUUAUUUAUCCAGCAGUAGAGAUCAUAAAGCGGUAGGAAGAAGACCUUUUGAUAAAAUGGCAACAUUGUUAGCAUAUUUAGGGCCCCCUGAGCAUAAGCCAGUUGAUUCUCAUAUGCUUUUUUCUGCUUAUGCAAGAUGGAGCUCAAUAGAUAUGUCAUCAAAUCAUUUUGAAGAACUAAUGGUCAAACAUAAUGUACUUGAAAAAGAGGAGUUCAAAUCAAUAAAAUCUCUAAACAUAUUUUACCAAGCUGGUACUAGCAAACUAGGGAAUCCGGUAUUCUAUUAUAUUGCUAGACGAUAUAAGUUUGGAGAAACUAACGGAGACUUGCUAUUAUACCAUGUAAUUUUGUCAUUGAAACCUUUCUGCCACUCUCCUUGGGAAAUCGUGGUGGAUUUUACACACACCUGUACAGAGAACAGAUUUCGAACUGAAUAUUUACAGAAAUGGUUUUAUGUUCUACCUGAUGUUGGUUAUGAAUGUCUAACUGCUGCUUAUGUAUAUAAUUGUAAUAAUUGGGUUCGAGAAUAUACUAAAUUCCAUGACAGACUUUUACUACCACUUAAGGGAAAUAGAAAAAUGAUUUUCAUCGAUUCUCCGAAUAAGUUGAAUGAUUAUAUAGAACCUGAUCAACAAAAAUUACCUGGAGCGACAUUGAGUCUUGAUGAAGACCUAAAAGUAUUUAGUAAUGCUUUAAAGUUAUCACAUAAAGAUACUAAAGUUGCUAUCAAGGUGGGUCCUACUGCUAUUCAGAUAACUUCUUCUGAAAAAGCUAAAGUACUCUCCCAUUCUGUUCUACUGAAUGAUGUUUAUUAUGCAUCUGAAAUUGAAGAAGUUUGUUUGGUAGAUGAUAAUCAGUUUACGCUUACUAUAACAAAUGACAGUAGUCCUCUUAGUUUUAUUCAUAACGAAUGUGAUAGUAUAGUGCAAGCUAUUAUUCAUAUAAGGAAUCGAUGGGAACUUAGUCAACCUGAAACAGUAACAGUUCACCAAAAAAUAAGACCAAAAGAUGUCCCCGGUACGCUAUUAAAUAUGGCGUUGUUAAAUUUAGGAUCUUCAGAUCCAAAUUUAAGAACGGCUGCUUAUAAUCAGUUAUGUGCCCUUACAGCUACAUUUGAUUUAAAAAUAGAGGGCCAGUUAUUAGAAACGCAAGGACUAUGUAUUCCCUCCAAUAAUACAAUAUUUAUCAAAUCAGUAUCAGAAAAAUUAGCAACGAACGAGCCCCAUCUAACUUUAGAGUUUUUAGAGGAAUGUAUACAAGGAUUUAGAGUUUCAAGUAUAGAACUCAAGCAUUUAUGUUUAGAAUAUAUGACACCUUGGCUGCCUAACCUCGUGAGAUUUUGUAAAGCAUCCGAAGAAAAUAAAAGACAGAAACAAGUAGCUGGCAUUAUAGAAAAAUUAAUUCUACUGACAAUAGAAGAAACACAAAUGUAUCCAUCUAUACAAGCAAAAAUUUGGGGGUCAAUUGGACAAGUUCCGGAACUGAUAGAUAUGGUGCUAGAUAAUUUUAUUUAUAGGUCUGUUAACUCUGGAUUAGGUUCACCAAUGGUAGAAAUAAUGGCGGAUACUGCUGUGGCUUUGGCAUCAGCGAAUGUUCCUUUAGUUGCUAAGAAAAUCAUUGGUCGGCUCUGCAAGGUAGUGGAUAAAACGUGUCAGUCUCCAACUCCUCUGCUUGAACAACACAUGAUGUGGGAUGACAUAGCCAUCUUGGCGAGAUAUCUCCUUAUGUUGUCAUUUAAUAAUAGUUUAGAUGUGGUUCGACAUUUACCUUAUCUUUUUCAUACUGUUACAUUCCUGGUUUGCUCUGGAUCUUUGAGUAUGAGAGCAUCCACUCAUGGUCUGGUGAUAAAUAUUAUUCAUUCACUUUGCACUUGUACAAAACCUUCUUUUUCUGAAGAAACUCGAAGAUUACUGAGGCUGUCUUUAGAUGAGUUUUCACUACCAAAGUUUUAUUUACUUUUUGGAAUAAGCAAAGUGAAGUCGGCAGCUGUUACAGCCUUUAGAUCAAGUUACAAACAUUCUAAUGAAAAAAAUGAAAAAUGGCAUGGCAACGACAUAAGUUUUACGGGUAAUCAGGAUAGGGAAAGAUUAUCUUUAACAUCUUUAGAAGUAAUAACAGAUGCUUUAUUAGAAAUAAUGGAAGCGUGUAUGAGAGAUAUUCCUGAUUGUGAUUGGUUAAACAGUUGGACAUCUUUAGCUAAGUCCUUUGCCUUUUGUUUUAAUCCUGCUUUACAACCUCGAGCAUUAAUAGUUUUUGGUUGCAUAAGUAAAAGUGUAACUGACAGAGACAUGAAACACUUAUUGAAAAUAUUAGUCAAAGCUCUUGAAAGUUUUAACGAUAUAGUGUUAAUUGAAGCUAUAGUUAUGUGUUUAACAAGAUUGCAACCUUUAUUAAGACCUGAAUCUCCAGUACAUAAGGCUCUUUUUUGGGUAGCUAUUUCAGUCUUACAACUAGAUGAAUCUUCUUUAUACGCUUCUGGAUUGGCAUUACUGGAACAAAAUUUACAUACUCUUGAUUCCCAAGGAAUGUUUGAAGAACAGUCAUUGGAAAAUGUUAUGCUGCAAACAAGAGAGCCUCUUGAAUGGCAUUUUAAACAGUUGGAUCAUGCAAUGGGCUUAAGUUUUAAAGCAAACUUCCAUUUUGCUCUGGUUGGUCAUUUGCUCAAGGGAUAUAGACAUCCCACACCAACUACAGUUUCAAGAACUGUUCGGAUAUUAACUAUGCUAUUAACAAUUGUUUCAAAGCCACACAAAAGAGAUAAAUUUGAAGUUACACCUGAUAGUGUAGCAUACCUUACAGCUCUGGUCGGAUUUUCGGAAGAAGUUAAGAGUAGAUGUCACAUCAAACACUCACUAUCUCGUACCGUGACCGAUUCUAUAUCUCAAGAUAACUUCAUAAUAGAUAGUGUUCAAAAUCCUAGUACCCAGCAAGGAUCAAAUUCGGGAGGUACUUCUGGUAAUGUAAAUCGGCGUCAGAAAUCGUGGGAUUUACUAGAUCAGUCGGCUUUGGCUCAAGCUAGACAUAAACAGCCCUCUGGUAUUCAGGGACAACACCAGGUAGAAAUCACAAAUUCGACAGCUAAUAAGGGCUGGCGAAGUUUAGAUUUAACCCAGAGUCCGUGCGUUCAGCCGAAUGGUGGCUUAACCCGGCCUCUAUAUAGAACCCAGAGAUCUAGAUCUGUGCCCGUUCAACAGAAUCCCCCACCGAACGUGUCAAAUCAAAGCCCCGCAAAAACUGCACGAGCUCUCUUCAAAACACAACGUUCUUUUUCCAUGCCAACUUCAAAAGAACCAAAACCUCUUGAUGAUGAAAGUAAUAAGAAUCGAAGUACCAGAGUUUCAGUUAGCAAUGAAAAUAACGUUCUACUAGACCCAGAAGUACUGACCGAUUUUUCCACCCAAGCUUUGGUUUUAACAACUUUAGCUACACUUGUUAAGUAUAGCACUGACGAAGCAGAAACACGAACAUUGUAUCAAUAUCUUUCAGAAGGCGCAGUUGUUUUUCCAAAAGUGUUUCCCGUAAUUUAUAAUCUAAUAGAUAUGAAAAUUAACAAUGUUCUAUCGUCAUGCCACGAUCAAGAAAUUUUAAGUGCUGUAAGAAGUAUAAUCCAAAAUAUGAUAGCAUGUGAAGAUACUGAGCAACAACAAUUACAUUAUUUACAAAGCUGUGGUUUUGGAGGGCUGUGGAGAUUUGCUGGACCAUUUAAUAAGUAUAACAAUAUGGCGGAAAGCAGCGAAUUAUUUGUAAACUGUUUAGAAGCAAUGGUAGUAACUUGUCUUCCAGUUGAUGAAAAUGAGGCAGAAAAUGGAGAGAUGAUGCAGUACCCAUCAAUGUUAAGUGUUAGCUCCAAUAUGAAUCUCUCAUCUAGUCUUUCGAGUCUUAACCUUGGAUCUCCAACAGAAAAAGAUUUGAUUCGUGAUGUCGAAGGAGGUAGCACAACAUCUCUGGGACGAAGUUCAUGUAGUAAACAGCGUAGUAUCAAAAACAAAGCACAUAUUCAUUCAGAAAACUCAUCCAUACACGAAUAAGAAAAAAAUGGUUAGAAGAAAGCUUGUCAUUUUUAUAGUACAUGUCAUCAGGCCAAAAUGUGACUUAGAUUUGGGUUUCAAUCCAAAAAAAAUUGAACACAUAUGUGUCAAAAAGUUGACCUUUUGAUGACAGGCAUUUUUGAAUGUCUUCGAUUUUAUAGUUUGUUUGUUCUUGAAGUGAAUAAUUUUAGAUGGUCCCCGAUUGAAUUUAUGAAUAUAUCACUUAUCAUAUUGUGGUAUGCACAUGGGCUUUUAAUAUUGAUAUCUAAUCAGGGAAGUGUAUAUGGAAACAAUAAUAUUAAUCACCUCCAAGCUUUAUUAAAAUUUAAGAAAUCGUAUCAAGCCCUUUUAAAACAAUAUGAAACAUUGACGUGAUUACAAGUAGUAAUGAUGUAAUUAUGAUAAAUAUAGAUAGUUAUGAUAUUGUUUCUUUAUUUGUACUUUAUUGUACAAUGUUUUUUUAAUUUUAAUUUGAUGUUUCUUUAUAAAAACAUGCUAAAUUUAUUCCAUUAAUUUCAAGAUUGGACCAAACCUAGCGCACAAACACAACUUAUUUAUAAAGGUUCAAGUGAUUCCUAGUGGUAAUUGCCGAGCAAUGCUAAUAAGAGUUACCAAUUAAUAAAUACAGCUCUAAUUAUACGCAACACAUGUUGUACAAUAAUUCUAAAAAAUUUUAUAACAAUUAGGUACAUAUAUAAUUUUAUAUAACAACUGACUGUUGAAGAAAUUAGUUUAAUCUUGUAGUUUUGAAAAUUAUUUGUUCUGAAUCUAUCGAAGAAAAUAUAUAAGGAAUAAGACUUAUUAUGUUUAACCUUCUGCCGUGAAUAUAAGGAGUGAAAAUUUGCAUAUAUUCAUAAAAUUAUAUAAGGAUAUGAAAUGAUAUUCAGAACUAUCUGUCUCAAAAGCGUUCACCGAAAUUACGCUUAUUCAGCUUAUUAGCUGAACUUUCGCCUAGGCACAAAAAUAACCAAAAGAUCUUUUCUAAAUGAUACAGAUUAUCCUAUAAAAAAUGUGACCUUUAAUAUUGAUCAAAUUUCAAAGUCAAAAUAUAAUGUAUUACAAUAUGAAUGUAAUUUACAAAUCAAGUAACAUUCAACUCUGUAUAAUAAAUUCAACUUUAGCUUUGUUUUAAAAAGUGAAUAAUAUGAAAUCAUUGUUUUGUAUCUUUUAUGGAAACAUCUACAAACAUUUUUUAUGUCUAGGUUAGUAAUCUUUACCUCAAUUAAUUAAAAAUGAUUGAAUUUUUUGAAUAUAAGAAUGAGCUCAUGACAAUACUUUCUCUUACUGACCAGUAACAUUUAAACUGGAUAUAAUAUAUGACUGAUAUUUAUUACUAUUUAUUUACUGUUAAUGUGUGGAUUAAAACUGGCUACCUUUAAUUAAUUCACAUUUGUAAGCAAGUUGAGUGUUAAAAAUUUCAUCUGCAACGAUAAAUAUUCAAUAGUAUUACAACUAUGGAAAUAUUUUAAUGGUUCGAUUUAUGUCAUAUAAAAUAUUAUUUUAAGUAAUUAAAAAUAUAUUUUAGAACACUUACAAAAGAAUUUUAUGGAGAGUAGACUAAAUCGCUAGACAUUUUUCAGGAUGAUAUAUAAAUCUUUCAAAUAAUUCUAUAUAAAACUAGGAGAUAAUUAUACAAACAAAAAAGUAGUUAAAGAAACUUCAAUUGCUAGUGAUUCUGUAGAACCAGAAAAAUUUCUGUUCUGUUUAAUCCAAAAAACAAUCAUCAAUUUACAUUAACUAGCAAUGAAUAAAGGUCUUUUAUUCUUAAAAAAUAUGCAAAUCUAUACGUGAAUUACUAAAGGUACCUGGUUUUUUUAUUAUAAAUAUUUUGUUUAUCGAGUAAGACAAUAAAAUCAUUGUGAAAAAUUUGAUAACAACUAUAUGAUUAUUUAUUAAAAUUAUUUUAAUUUGAGAAAAAUAUGUUUUUAAUAACGCCUGGUGGCAUGUACUGUAACCCAGAGUUGUGAGGAGAACCUUAUAUUUCCUAGUAAAGGUGAAAAAAUGAAAUAUUUCAUAUAUGAUUGUUUGAAUUAGACUAACUUUAAAAAAUAAACGAGCAGAGUUUGGAAGAUGUUGUGCUGUUAUCUCUUCUUUUCAAAGUUAUUUGGUCUCCUACAACUCUAUUCGAGAGUUGUGCUCAUUUUUUUCAUAAAACAUAAAGUUUUGUAAGAUUAAUCCAGAGGAUAUCUCAUUAAGACUGCUAAUUUUUAUUAACGUUCAAGGUUUAAAAAUGAAAUAUAUUGAGGUAAAGAUUGACGUAAAUGUUUCUUCUAACUAUUCGUUAUUAAUAUAUUCUAAAUAAAUUUAAGGAUAUGUGAAACAAAAUGUACAAAAUAUUAAUAUAUUGUCAUUGUUUGCAUUCGUUUCAUGCACAAAAAUUUAUUUAAUUUUUUAUAUACAAUAUACAUCUCAGUAUUUUUAAGACUUUUUUCAUUACUAAUAAUUGCUUUCUGUUUAUUUUUCGUUUCAUCCAAAUAAUAUCUAGUUCUUAUUUACAAUUUGUAGUUGAUUGAUCUUUCUUAGCUAUCAAGAAUUUAAUGAUAUCAAUCUCCUGCCUAAUAAGUGCUUGGUCUUAUAAGAUUUUCAUUAUAUAUUUAUUUUACAUUUGAUUUUACCCGUGUUAAAAAAAUAGUUUUUAAUGUAAAUAAUUCAUUGAGUAUGCUAUUGGUCUACUGCAUCAUGUAUUUUUAUCAGAAUAGCUCCUGCAAAAGGAUUAGAAACUGUUUUCAAGACACAUUUUUUUAUUGUUUCUAAACGUUAACAAUUCCCAAAUUUAUCAUUUUAGUUCCGAUUCUUUACUAAAAAGAAAAAAAUCCAUUAUUUUAAAUGUCUCUAUGCAUAUUUUGUUAAUAUAAUAACAUUCAAUGCCUCAAUAUUUUAUAAAUGCUAUUUAAAACUAAAAUAAUUAGGUUUUAUGGUUCCGAGAAAUCAUCCAUGAUGCCUAGAAUACUAGGUUUUUAACUACUACGAGGUAUACUGCACAAAUAAGGAUAUAAUUCUAUUUAAUAAUCUCCGCAUCUGUUAUUAUGCAGUACCAACUUCUGUUCUUAUAUUUUCCGACUCAAAAAAUUAUGUAAAAUUUACUAACACUUUUGACACAUUUGGUGAAUAAAUUUAGUUUUACAAGAUUUAAUUAUCUGAAUCAAUUCCUCUACGUUCAAUUAAUAUUCAAGCUUUUGAAGAACUUUAUAGGAAUAUUAAUUAGUUAUCAACAGAUUGGUUUUUUGUUCACAGAAAAAUAUUAAGAUCCUACUUAUUGCAUUUGAUCACUUAAAAGAAGGUAUAAGUACUAACUAUCUUAUUCGAAAUAAGAAUUAAAAAAAUUUUCACAUAUCCCAUUUUUUCCAAAUAUUGUCUUAAUGUACAAAUUUGUAGUUAAUAGUUCUUAUUGUGAUCACGUCAAAUAUUGGAUUUUUUGAGGAACUAUUAUCAAUCUAAACUAAGCAAUUAAACUUAAGAGUUUCAAGUUACUGUAUGUUACUGCUUUAUUAACAUGAAUCUAUCGAAUGUUACGAACCAAUUUUACGUAAUUUAAGGUCGAUACAACAUACAACGAUUCAAUUCAGGUACUACUAAUAGUCAUUAAUGUAUUAAUGUUAUACCAUCACAUAUUUUAGUUCUUGCAGAUAUGCCAGUUGGUGAGCUAAAUAUUGUAAUUUUUUUCCAUUGUUCCUUUAUCAAAGCUAAUACUAUCACGUAUUUGAUUUUUUUUUAAAUUAGAAACAAGUGACAUAUUUUUCUGUUUAUUUUAAUCGAUCUCCAGAAAAUCUAUGAUCAAUGAAAACAUUAUACUAUUAUAGACAGUUUAUAGAAAACGAAAAUGUUAACAAAAUUUGUAAACUAGCUCCAUAUAUAAAAAUUUUUUGUCUGGUAUAGAUAGAUGACUUUUUUCAUUAAGAGAAUCUCAAAACUUAUAAUAAUUUACAAGUGAUAAUGAUUAGAUGUAUCAAAUUAACAAAUUAUAUAAGUAUAUUCUAGUAUCCAAAUGGUUUUUUUGUUUGAAAAUGUUAAUUUUGUCUGUGAUCUAUAUUCUGGGGUUUUUUUAUUGACAAAUUUUCUAAACUUGAUCAUACAAAGACAUUAUUUUAUAGCCUAUUCCACACAAAUAGUGACAUAUAUAGUCCUACUUUGAAUGAUUAUAGAGAGCAUCUGAACUUUUAUGUAAUGCAAUGAAAAUAUACGAAGCAAGACAUGGGUAACUAUCAAACAUAUUAUGUAGCAAAAAAACAAGAGCACAUUACAUGAGUACCAUACAUAUAACACUUAAUUGAUUAUAACAAAGAAAUGAAUAAACAUUGAAUUUUAAAUAUACAGUUUCACAUACUUUACAAACACAUUACUUUUCAAGAACUAAUGAAGAACCAUUUGAUUUGGUAUAUAAAAUUCUUAUUUUGCAACCAAUCACACUUUAAUAGUUUUGAAAAUAAAAUUAGAAAAAAGAGAUCUAGAUUCUCUUUUAUUCCUGUACACAAAUACAACUUUUUUUGCCUUUCCCUCUUUGGACAAAUAUUUUACAUAUCCCCAAUAUCAGCUAAGCCAAUCAGUCCCACCGAAAUUUUUUCACGCAUCAACUCAGUGGUGGUAGAAUUGGUACAAUAAGAUACUGGUUUCUCUAUUAUUAAUAUACAGCCUUUUAUCUUACCUGGUCACUUCACAUUGACAAUAUUACCUACUAGAAAUUCAUAAUGUCUUAUAUGAGGCAUUUGGUUUCAAAACCGGUUACAUCCAUUUUCAAAAAUUUUUCAGGACUGAUCAAAAAAGAUUCAAUUUAAAAAAUUAAUCAAUUCAACAAUUUUUUUUAUCUUUUUCGUUGUUUUGCAAACAAUUAACUUCAAAUAAAAUUUUUUGACAUCUUUUCAUCACCUGUUGUUUUUUUAAAUCUCAUCCAACAUAAAAACAUAUGUUGGAUGUACCUGACUUUGAUAAGAAAAUAUAAAUUUAUGGUUUAACAAAAAACAAAGGAUUUUAUUUUAUUUUAAACAAUAUAUACAUGUUGUUUUUUUAUUUUUAAAUAUACAAAUUUUCAUUUAUAUCUUGAAGUUGGCAAACAUCCAAAUUGGUAACAUGCUUAUCAUUUUGGAUAGGUGACGUUGUAUGGUCUAUUACCUCUUUAUAGAACUCUAGUGUAUCUAAUGCUCUCCAGCCUUCCCCAUAAUUUUUUUUUAAUAGAGCAUCAACAUCAUCCAACUUCUGUUCGGAAACAUGAACACCGGUUGAAAUCUCACAAAAUGGAAGAUUUUCCGAAAAAUUUUUGCCCUUUUUGCACACACUUUUAGCGUGUCCAAUGUCAGUUAGGUAAUUCUUCUCGCCUCUGACAAGAAUAUUAGUUUUAGUACUGCAAUUUCAACUUUUUUAACAGUUUCGGGAGCUAUUUUUAAAAGCUAGUAGGCCCUUCAACUCGGCUUUUUGUAAUCAAUAGAACAUCUAUAAACGCUUUACGACAAAUCUGAAUUUUAAUAUUGUUUGAGGUGAUUACAAAAUAUUUGUACGAAAACGUAUUGGGACAUCUUUUCCCAUUCACCACUCAAGAUCUUUGGGUCUUCAUUGCUUCCGUGAAUUUUAUGAUAAAUCUAUCUUGGUCCAUCUGAAACAGAGAAAAUUAAGUUAGAAAAUUGAGUAAGAAAAUUCAAAUAAAUCUUUUUUAUUCAAUUAUCUCAUUAUGUUCUAAAAUGAAACUACCUACUUUGGUUUCGUGAGUGUAAAACAAGCGAUGGAAAUAUGAGAUGUCGGUAGAUUUCAAUUUGUCUCAUAAAUAGGUGUUUUGUUUUGUACGAUGAACGCAUUUGACUUGUUUUAUGGGAACUCCUGGUGAUUUGUAUCUAGAAAAAUUAGAAAAUAAGUCAAACUUUGUUUGAAUUUUAUUAUAAAUAUAGAAAUGGAACAAGAUGUUUACUAAAGAAAGAAAAACACAAACCUUUCACACUUUUCUAAGGAGCGUUUCCAAGAUUUUUGAAGUUUCGGCCUUUUUCUUGGUUGCACCAACUAAAUUUCAGGAUUUUUUUCCAUAAUUAAAAGGUUUACACUCUCUUUUCCGUGUUUGUCACUUGAGGCAAAUAUUUAAAACAAGAUUUCGGUGACUUGGUUGAAGAAUGAGAAGGUUGUGGUGAUUACCAAAACAAACGUGGUCGAUAGGACUGCUCCAAGCGGCCGAUUGGUGAAGUUUGGAUGGAACCGCUUUUGAUGAGAAAUGGAAUCUUUUAGUAUUGAUUUUAGAAGGAUCUAGACGUUUUUGAAACAAACGCGUCUAACACAUCAUUUCUAACAUUAAAAACUUAUAAAAAAUGAAAUAAAAAAAUUUUUGGAAAAAAUGGAUGUAACCGGUUUUGAAACCAAAUGCCUCAUAUAUUACUCGUUAGUCCGUCUGGAAACUAGGUUGAAUGCAGAGCGAUGUUUUGUUUAGACUAGUACUUUGAGAGUGAAACACAUCCAUAAAUUCUCCAAAAUUGACACGUCAAGGUGGCUUCUCGGUAGUGAACCGUGUUAGAUCAAGAUGAUGUUUUGCUGCGAGACUACAGCUGUCAUAAAUUUUAUUUUUGCGUUCUCAUGAAACACUCGUCAAGAGAUACUUUGUGCAAAAAUUUUAUAGUAAUGUUAAUGAGAGAUCGAAAUCUUUAAUGCAUUACUCGUUAAGCUAUCUAAGAACUGGGUUAAUGAAGAGUAAAGUACCUUUCACACCAGAAUUUUUAAAUUUGAUUAAUUACAAGAUUCACGAUUUCUAUCCCAUGGCUAUAACUUCGUUUAAUAAAGAAGUGAGUUGAAAUUUCUGGUAUCCCUGGCGAUAAUCAUACUGAUGACACUAUGUUCUACAACUGCACUAAAAAUCAUAAUUACUAUGUCUCAUAAACUUGAUACUGAAACAAACUUCUUUUGUAAAAAAGAGGUAUAUUUUGAUAUUUUUCCAAGUAUAUACAUGAACUUUUUUUAUACCCUUUCUUAAUAAAAGUUGUCGAAUGAAGGUAGUUAUAGGUUAGGAGUCUUUGGGCCUUUGGAUCCAACUGAAAUAUUGUGCUGCUAUUUUUAUCUUUGCAGCUUAUUAAACAUCAAUUAAAAUGAAAUAGUUAAUGAAAACUUUGAUGUUAUUUGGUUAUGACAAACUAUAUAUUGAAGCAAUGUUAACAUUUUCAUAUAUUUCAAUGAACUAUUCACUUCUAGGGCGAGUUAUUGGGCAAGUUCUUAAUUUUAUUUCAUAAUCUACAAUAAAUACUAUUAUUUUAUCACCCUUUAACAGAAAUUUUCCCAUGCCUUAAUUUUUAAGAGCUAUUACAUAAAUAGUACUCAUUAACGCGUUUUCAUCUGGCAUAUGCAUAAAAAAUAUUGUUUUAUAUAGUAUAAGGCUCAUUGCUUUACAAUGAUUUUUUUUCUUAUACCAACAACGUUGACAAGAAUAUUUUAAAAACAUAAACGUUUAAUGAUAUAGUUUUUGUGAAGGUAUUGCACAUAAUUAAAUCCUUCAAAACAUUUAAAAUAGAUAUUUGAAAUUUUUCUGUUUUUAGAUAAAAUUGAAAAGAUAUUUAAUUUAAAAUUUCAUUUAUAUUCAUAAUUUAAUCCUUCCUUUAGAUAGGUGUCGUUCACAAACGAUAUUAAAGUGGUUCCUUUUACAACAUUUUACAACAUCUUACCUAACAUUUAUGUGGGCAAUCAUUUAUUCGGUAUGUGCCUUUACAUCUUUAACAAGUGAACCCGAUUCACAUAAUUCAAGAGCAAUAUUUUAAAAUAGUAUAUAUGGGUAUUUUAAAUUUGUACAUAAUUUUAUAUAUUUGACAAUAAGUGGUUGGUUGCUUUUGAGAAUGUGACUGAAAUUAAUAAUUGGCAUACUGGUUACAGUACUGAACACAAUGUUUACACUACCACUACGCCAACACUCAUAAUUCCACUGUAUGUAGCGCGUUUCGAUAAGUAAUUUAUCGUCUUCAGAGAAUGAAGGUACCUUCUACCUCAAUUUACCUUCAGUCUUUGAAGAAGAUAACUUGGUUAACGAAACGCGCGUCAGUGAGUUUUGGUGUAGUGGUAAUGUAAACAGUGUGUUCAGUAUAAAUAGCAAAAACGGUUCCAAAAAUUCCAACUUACUAGUACUAGUUACAGUAUGACAAGUACAAGAUCAAUGUAACUUUCCAUACGGAGAUAAAAGUAUCUUUACUUAGAGAAAAUAUUGAUAUUAACUCAAUUAUUUCAUACAAUGCAUGGAAUUAAGCUAGUGAAUUUAGGAGGAGUGAGGAAAAUAAGGCAGUAGCAAAGUAUUGGAACUAUCAGCUUUUGCAUCAUUCGCAGUAACUUGUUGAAUCUUUAAUUCAAUAUUUGAUAGCAUUCUUCCAAACCACUAGCUUAAUUAAAGAUAAUCCAAAUAUGCAAAUGCUUGUAGACAAUUAUUCUUUUGAUACAUUUUUAUUUUGGUGCUUUUAAUCAACAAUUGCUAUAUUGAUUAAUAUCUUUCGACAGUUUAUUACAAUGCACCAUGUCUUUUUCACCGUUUUACAUAUUAUUUCUUACUGUAGUUAAUAUAUUGUUAAUAGAUUUAUCCAAAUUUGUAUGUGUCUGUAUUUUCUAUGUCAUAGAGGAAGGAAGGUUUGGAUUGUGUAUAUUGGUGACUAAUAUUUUUUUUCGGAAGCUCAUAAUUGCCAUUAUAUAUAGCUUAACGUUCGCAUAAUGCACUAAAAAUAAUUCAUGUGUAUAGAUUAUUUAGAUUACGUUCAGCCCAUUGAAUUGAUCGUGCGAAGUCGAUUGUCGACCUACCUUAACUUGCUUCCAUAACUGUUUUCUUCCACUUCCUAUAAGAGUAAAACGAUAGAUAUAUUGAAUUUAGAUAAUGGAAAUUCCUCAAUCCUUCAGUCAUUAUCACAACAGUUAACUUGAUCCUUAAAAAGUAAACAUGCACAUUAAAACGAGAAUAUCAGUGACAAUAAUCCAGCCUGAUAUCAAAAUCUCGAACAUUCAGACUCUGGUGUAAGACCAAGCCUCGUGGCGUAUUAAAGAAUGUGAAUAACUUCUAUAACUAACUAAAAACUUCAACUCAAGGAGUAAUGACAUAUAUGUGAAAGUCAUAGCUCACUUGUUUUGAACAGACAUAUUUUAUAUCGUAAUAUAAAUGCGGCUUUUUGUUUUGUUUUAAAGAGUGGCUGCUCGUCGUUCUAAACAAAUUGUCGUGUACAAUUUAAUGUUUGGGAGAAAAUAGCGUCAACAUUUCUAAAUCGAAGACACGAUUAGUGCCUGUAAUUUGGCAUAGAGCUCUACAGUGUGGAGAUAGUUUGAAUGUGUGAUUUUCGUUUGCAAGUACUACUGCUGCUCGUAGGCCAUUAGGUUUUGUGGAUACGUCCGUGUACAUAAAAUGAUUUUGUUUAAAGCUUACUCCCGUAAAAGUACAGAAUGAUUGUGCUAUUAAAAAUUGGGCGUUUCUUCUUUUUUAAGCGGGCUCAUGUUUACGUUAAUGCUUGGAAGGGAAGGAAUGAAAUGGAAGAGUUUGUUUCCAAAUGAAUGUUUAAAGCAUCUGUAUUGAUGUUGCGAUUAACAGGAUUAUUUUUCCGGUGAGACAGUGAAGACUUUCACAGUGUUGUUCGAAAUGCGGCAGUAGCGAUUCUUAGUGCAGUGUUUUGCAAUAUGUCAAAUUGUUUAAGAUAUGUUUUCUCACAUGAUGCGUCAACAAUGAUCAUAAUCGACUGGCAAUUGUUUUUAAUAGAUUUAGACCAUUUUUGUAGACUUUCUUGAGGUAAUUGAUAUGUUUCCAAGUUUCACUGAAAGUUAUGCCCAGAAAUUUAAUACUUUCCACAAAUUAUCAAUUUUGAUCGUUUAAGAUUAGAAUGGGUCUUAUUGUAUUGGGUCAUAUUUUUACCUUCUGCAAAUAGAACUAAAUCAUCGGCGUACAAUUUUCUUUCAACCAAUGAAGAGAAUUUAUCGACGAUAUUGGAGGGUAGAGCUUAUUGUAGAUCCUUGUGGAAUCUUUAAAAGAUUAUUUCUUGAUGCAGGUCUAGAAUUAUAAUUUUGAAAUUUGUUAUCACAAAAACAUAUUAUUUCUAUUGUAACACAAUCACAUUUUUAAUAUAAAAUAUGCAUUUAAAGUUUUUAUGAUAUUUUACAUAUUUUCUCCACAUGUUGCGGUACAUAUUGCUUUUUUAUAUUAUUUACAUUUGCACCUAAGGAUAAUGUAAUGUUUACUAAUUUUUAAUUAUUUGUCUAUGGAUGAAUAAAAUUACUAACUUAUUCUACAUAAAUAUAUACUAUCAAUAUCUCUAAAAUUUUACUUCUAAACUGAAAGUAAUGUGAAUAGAAAUAUCUUUCAAGUCCAAUUUUGCAAUACUGUAUAAAACAAUAUUGUACACUAAAAAAACCUUGUUUAAAUUGUAAAGUGUUGAGUUUUAGCAUAUAUUCAAUAUUGAAAAUGGUUCGCAAUAUUUAAGUGAUCAUAAUUAGGAAUCAUUUUUUUCUGAAUUGGUGAUGUCAUUCAGUAUUCCUAGUAAUAUAGCUACUUAUGUCUUUUAGGUUGUCAAUAGUUGCUAAAUUUUACCUAUCAACAAAAAUGAUUGGCAUAAUGUUUCUAUUAAAAAAUAAUGCAUUUGCACUGUAUUUCAAAUAUAUUUUUACAUAAUUCUAGUUAGCGUUAACUUAUCUGGUUUUAUGUGCAUAAUCAUUAUAGAGAUGGUACCAUAAUAACAGAAAUAUGAUUAGGUUGGCGACAAAGUAAUUUCGGUUUUGUAAUAUAAAAUAAAAAACUUUUUUUAACAAAGGAUAGUUUUUAAUCAAUUAUAUAUUUUCCAUUUUGCUCAAUGACCUUUAGCUAACUUUCUUUCAGCUUCAUUAUUCCGCGCUCAUAAAAUUUCUGGUACUUAUCAGCAAAAAACUGAAUCAGGUGUGACUGAAGGUCAUCGUUAUUUGUGAAAGUUUGACCAUAUUGGCUGUAUGGGGGAUGAGGCAUCACUUCCCAGUCAAUAGUUUCCUACAAGUUGCCAAAGAUUUGUAAGUCCUUGCAUAAGCAUGGUGGGACACUAAAUAUUUCCGAUUUGACAAUUCGGGCCGCUUUUUUUCGAUUGCUUCAUUCAAUUUCAUUAAUUGUUGAGAGUAAACAUCAGAAUUGAUCGUUUGGUUCUUUGGAAGCGGCUCAAAAAACACAACACCUUUGUAAUCCCACUAAACUGACAGCAUGAGCUUUUUUUGUUGUUUUGCCUCUUUCGAUGUGGUUUUUGCUGGUUCAUCAUAUUUGCUUCAUGAUCGUUUUCGAACCAUGUUACUGUACAGGACCCAUUUUUCGUUACCAGUGAUGAACGGUCGGUUUCAUGUCGUUUAAGUUGCAUAUCGCAAAUGACUUUCUUUCAAUUCGUGAGGUACCCAAAUAUCAAGCUUCUAAACUAACUCAAGACAUUUUGAGUGUUUUUCAAUUGUUUUGUGUAGCCUCAUCGCAACCUCUCGAACAGUUAUAUGACGAUCCUCUUCAAUUAUGACUUUGAUUUGGUCAUCAUCAACUUCAGUAGGCCGAUCAGAUCGUUGCACAUCUUUGAGGAAGAAAUUUCCAGAACGGAAUUUUUUAUACCAAUUCUGACACAUGCGCUCUGUUAAACAAUCAGGACUAACAGCGGCGUUACUAUAAAUUUUGGGCUUCUGUGCAGGGGAUCCUCUCGGGUCCCCUCUGUAAGUGUCAAAGCAUAAUCAAAUUAUUGCUUCAAAAAUACCAAAAGAUUCUUCUAAGAACAAUUAUUAAAGUAAAAUAAAUCAAUAAAUUUAUUACGUUUCAAAUCUCUUUAUGAACUUAAAUUGCAAACAAAUAGGUCUCCUAGCCUUUGAGUUCGCAAAACUCUUUAUGAUGUCCUUUAAAUAUAGUGAAGAUGCAAGUUUGUAUUCAAUAGCAAUCAGGUUGCAAAGUCGUUCUUCACCUGUAUUUGCCCUUAAAUAAUUUUUUAUAAUCUUCAAUUUACUAAACGUUCUUUCAACAUUGGCCACCGUUACUGAGAAGGUAAAAAGAGAAGAAAUUCUGUAUAGAUUUCUGCAAAAUCGCUUUCCAUAAAUCCAUACUUGUCCAUUAACAUUUGGAAUAGGCUGCUAACCGACAUAUGUUUCGUAAUUUCGGACUUAAUCAAGUUUGCCAUUUGAAUAAACUGGUUUGUAAAACAAACAGAGAUAAUCUUAGGACAAAGUCUGCCACAUUUUUCUUCAUAGGAAGAAUCCAACAAAAACUUUGGCUCUAAAAAGUUAAAAUUAUUUUUCAAUGUACCAUUGAAUAAAAUUUGUUAGUUGAAUUAUGUAGUCAAUUACAAAAUUAAAUACGUUGAAUUUAAACGCUCUUUUCCUAUUUUCGAAGCGGUGGUCACGUGCUAACUCGUCAAAAGUGUUUUUUAAUUACUGGUUGUCGCUUUGUUUGGAAAUUUGGAUCUACAUUAUAUUUUUUGGAAAGAUCAACAGCUUCUUUUUUUACUUGGUCAUAAGAAUUCCGAAAGAUAAUCAUUGUGACAUUUACUUGUUCUAAAGCUUUACUUGUUUUAUUUAAAUCAACGUUUUGUUUUUGCAAAAUUUUAGAAGUCUGAGAAUUUUAAACAUAAAAACCGUAGUGAAAACAAAUUCAAAUGUAGCCAUUUUCUUCUUUAGACUAGCGGCUUCUCUUUCUUCCUGUUUUUGGGAUUUAAGCUGAGUAUCUGUUAAACAUUUUAAGAUAUCCAAAAACGAAGCUUUACUGCUAGGACAGAUUGAGCUCAUCCGGACCACCUAGUGGAAUUUAAGGUUUUUAAAGUUAUUGCGGAGUCGCCACAGAAUGAGGAAAGAAUAUCCCAUCUUUUAAUACUAAUCGCAAAAAUUGCAAAAAAGUGUUUAUUUCUUUGCAACUUGAACCGUCAUCGUUAAUUACCAGAUUGAGGUUGUGACUAGCGCAGUGCACAUAAUCUGCGUUGGGUUGUAUGAGCUUGACAAGGGCUUGGACCCCAUUGUAUACGCCACUCAUCAAGCUGGCACCAUCAUACCCUUAACCAUAACAUUUUUCUAUAGGAAUAUUUAGAUCCUUUAGAUGGUUAAGAACAAAGUCCGUCAUCUCUUUUGCCGACUGCUGUUGCCCUAACUAAAAAAAUUCCAGAAACUGUUCUUUUAUUUCAGAAUCCAUUACCUGUUUAUUUUCAUUUCUUAACACUUACAGUUCUUAUUACUAUGCUAAAUUGAUCAUUUUUUGAGAUAUCCUGUGUUAUCCAAAAUAAGUGCAAAGAAAGGUGCCGAAUUGAUUCGGGAAACAAUUUCCUGCAAAGUUGCACUAGACAAAGGCUGUAUAAGUUCAUAUUGGAUAGCCGGACUAUAUUUUGUACUUCCUUUGGGUAUUUUUAUGACUUUCAUCAUAACAUGAAACCAACUCAACAAAUGAAAGAAAAUUGCCAUUACAGCCUUCAAAAUCGAAAACGUUUUGGCUAUUGGAUUGGCUAUUACUGUGUGAAGUAAUUGGGAAAGAUAGAUUUUUCCAGUCUCUUAAGCCUGUUCGUCAUUUAUUAUCUUCUGCGGAAAACAACCAGCAAGAUAAGCAGUAUACAGCGUCUAGAGAUUUUGAAUAGCAAAGCCAUACCCUUGGACCAGACCAUAUUUGGUAUUUGAGGUGUAGUAUGCUUCACUAAAUGAUCUAUUUUUCUGCUUUGGGUCUUUUGGAAACGGUCCUUUAGGCGGCAAACUUAUUACGUUUUUAAUAUCAUCGGGUAUCACUUUGUCUUUUUCGUAGUCCCUAAUAUCCGUUGAAACAUUAUCUGUUAUUUCCACAUCGUCUUGUUUAAAACUAUUGUCAAAGUCGUUAAUAUUAGUCUUUGGAUGGCUUGAAGUAGAACAUCCCUCAUUUAUUAAAGAAUCAUUCUGUACACUUAGUGCACAUUCAUUUGGGCAGAAGCAAAUAAAAAAUUAUAUAUAAUUAUAUGGACAGCUUUACUUAUUUUAUAUUUAUAUGACUACGAGUAAAUACUAAAUAUUUUCAAAAAUUUGAAGUUCGUCCCUAAACUUUGACUGAUUUCGACUAUAUUACUUUUAAAAUUUUUAAGAACGAGAUUCCUUCCAUUAUAAAACAAUAAACAAUUAAAAAUAAAUUGGAAUUUGGUUACACUAUACUAAGUCAAACCACCAACCAUCACUAAAAGUAAAACAAUGAACAAUUAAGUAUACACAGGCUUUUUUUACUAACCUGUUUUAGUCUACGAAAUAUGAAGCGAUGAGAAUUCAUCGAACAGACUCAAUUUGCUAGGGAAUGG
Molecule: messenger RNA, 22779 nt
Organism: Diorhabda carinulata
Lineage: Eukaryota; Metazoa; Arthropoda; Insecta; Coleoptera; Chrysomelidae
Product: neurofibromin
Exons: 25
Coding region: 95-8596 (2833 amino acids)
Biological process (GO): regulation of GTPase activity
Source: RefSeq, a predicted model, not a curated record